AUGUCCGUUCUAGUUCGGACAGUUCCUGGUCUCCUAGCUUUGAGUACCAUCGUUGGUCUUGCGGCCUUUUGGUUCGCUAUUGUAUCUAGAGAAGUACCUGAGCCGUAUCUGGACGAAUUUUUCCAUAUACCUCAAGCGCAAAGAUACUGCAGCGGCGAUUACUCAUGGGAUCCGAAGAUUACUACACCCCCAGGAUUAUAUCUGGUGAGCCGAAUCUUGAAGCCGCUAUUGGGGUGCGACAUUUCAUCUCUGCGAGUCUUGAACACACUAUCUCUUUGUGCCAUCGUGCCCCUGAAUUAUAGCAUAUCUCGAUUGCUUCGAGCUCGAGAUCAACAGACAGGUACUCGAUCCGGAAGCCAGGUCACCGAAACCGAUCCGACAAUACUGCUUGACACACACACUGCUUUCAAUAUUGCCCUGUUUCCGCCAUUGUUCUUCUUUUCCGCACUGUAUUAUACCGAUAUCCUAUCUACCGUGCUUGUGCUUUGUACGUAUGGUCACAGUCUCAGACAUGGCUCCAUCACCCGCACAAUCCCUGCAAAACUUGUCACCGCCAUCUUUGGUUUCGUGGCCCUCUGGUUUCGACAAACGAAUAUCUUCUGGGUCGCCAUCUUUCCAGCCGGUCUCGAUGUAGUCAAUGCCUUGAAAAGUGGACAGAAAUCGAAUGUAAAUACUGCGCCACGAGACAUGACGACAGUGUUUCGCAGCAGUUGGAGUGAAGGCUCCGUCUAUGACUGUCCUUUACAAGAAGCAGGACCGCAAGAUUGUGUCUUGUUUGGACUAUCACUAGUCACGGCGACCAUCAGGAAACCGGUUCUUAUAUUGCGAGUCGUCCUACCGUACAUCGCUCUCCUUUCCUUAUUUGCUGGCUUCGUUCUCUGGAACGGAAGCGUUGUCCUUGGCGACAAAUCUGCGCACACUGCCACGAUACACGUCCCACAAAUGCUCUACGUGUGGCCAUAUAUUGUAUUCUUCUCCCUACCACUAAUGGUUGGGCCCCUCAUUCGACCCCUUGUUCGAUUUCUACCGGCAAAACUCCAGUCAAUAUGUAACGACAGUCUGAACGCCCGGAAAGUUUCAAUGCUGCCGACUCUCCUGGUGACCACGAUGGCCUUGUUGAGCGCUUUUGUUGCCGUACACUUCAAUACGAUUAUUCACCCAUACACUUUGGCUGACAACAGACAUUACGUAUUCUACGUAUUUCGAAUUAUUCGCCGUCAUGCGGCGAUGAAAUAUCUCGCUGUUCCCGUGUACUACAUAUGUGCAUGGUUGGUCCUCCAAGCUCUCACUUUUCCUGCAGUUAGUGGGGAAGAGGACACAAAAUCCAACCGUGAUCACAGACCAACCAACGACAAGGCUGAACCGCGUCAGCCCCAGGUUAGCUUCCUCACUAUUUGGUUGGUCACCACCACACUUUCUGUUGUAACAGCGCCUCUAGUUGAGCCUCGCUACUUCAUAAUCCCUUGGAUCAUAUGGCGCCUACAUGUUCCGUACACUCCAGCUUCACUUUCACGGAAUUCCUCGACCGGAAAGACGGUAUACGACAAGCGGCUCAUUUUGGAGACAGGGUGGCUGUUGGCUAUCAAUCUAGCUGUUUCGUACACUUUCUUAUAUCGAACAUUUAGCUGGCCUAGCGAGCCUGGAAACAAGCAGCGGUUCAUCUGGUAG
Plenodomus lingam JN3 is the source of this 1668-nucleotide messenger RNA. RefSeq lists its product as uncharacterized. NCBI's taxonomy places the organism in Eukaryota, Fungi, Ascomycota, Dothideomycetes, Pleosporales, Leptosphaeriaceae. Gene Ontology annotation, cellular component: endoplasmic reticulum. The record is from RefSeq and is a predicted model, not a curated record. Gene Ontology annotation, biological process: dolichol-linked oligosaccharide biosynthetic process; protein N-linked glycosylation. Gene Ontology annotation, molecular function: dolichyl pyrophosphate Glc2Man9GlcNAc2 alpha-1,2-glucosyltransferase activity.